Rubroshorea leprosula is the source of this 4138-nucleotide messenger RNA. Lineage: Eukaryota; Viridiplantae; Streptophyta; Magnoliopsida; Malvales; Dipterocarpaceae. The record is from the annotation of a GenBank genome assembly.
UAAUUGAAACCAACCUUAAGCUUUUUUUAUCUCCGCCUUAAAGGUAGCCCCGAUUAUUGCUGAUUUAAGCAUCGGAGUGUCUAUCCUGAGUUCAACCUCGGGGCUUUGCAAGUCAUCUCGGAGUGCAAGUGCGGACUGAAGAAGGACUUCUGGUUUGGUGCAAUUACAUUGGCGCCGUCUGUGGGAAUCGAACUAAAAGCUUUCUAGUUGUUCUUUCAUCAUGGUUCACACUCGAUCAGUCCGAGCUGGUAAUUCAUCUCUGCCUCAUGGGCAAGGUCAACCCUCAAACAACCUUCCACCUCUGAUCCCACCUCAACUUCCACCUCAGGUCCCAACCAUAUUCUCUCCUAUUGAUCAUGCAGAAGGAGGAGAUGAAAACCAACCCCAUAUCUCAGCUCACAAUUUAACUUCCACUGUCAACCAAGACGCGGUGACAGCUCAGCUUGCUGCCAUGCAGCAGCAGUUUGGUGUUUUUCAGUUGGUACUAGCUCAGCUUUUAGCUAGAAAUAAUCCUGGUGAUCCCCUCAUUAAUUUACUAAACCCUACUCAACAACCCCCAGCUCCACAACAGAAUCCCCAACCAGUUCAACCUGCUCCCGCUAUUAGCGAAUCUCAGGAUCAAUCCCACAUAGCACCCGCUCAGCAACCCAUCCCUGAUGAUGUUACUCGUCGCCUUGAUAGCUUAGAAAAGCUGAUAGCUGAACACCGAGGUGCUCCACCCCCACAACAUGCUACUGAUUCCAUACUUCAUCCCUUGAAUACCAACAUCACACUGGAACCCUAUCCUACUGGCUUCAAAAUACCACAACUGGAGACUUAUGAUGGGAUGAAGGAUCCCGAUGAUCACCUGCAUGCUUUUUACUCUUGCAUGCAAGCACAGAAUGCCUCUAACGCGUUAAUGUGCAAGAUCUUCCCCUCUACUCUGCGAGUAGAAGCUGUAAUCUCUGGUCUCAAACAUGACAGGUUCCGAGACAGUUUGAUCAAACAUGCUGCCACCACCUUUAGUGAGAACCCAGAAUGGAGAGAUGACAACCCGAGCCGAAACAGGAUGAGAAUGGUGCAGAACCGAGGUCCAGUGUUGACCUCCCCACCAAGAUUCGGAAGGUCGAACUCCACGCCCCCACAACAAUCUGCAGGUAAACCUCCAGUUAAUUGGACUCCAUUUAAUUUGCCGAGGUCACAAAUUUUUAUGCAAAUCAAAAAUAAGAUGGACUUGAGACGUCCCGGCCCAAUGCGAACUACUGCUGCUAGUCGAGACCAUACCAGAUAUUGUGAUUUUCACCAGGAUCACGGCCAUACUACAGAGCAGUGUAAUAGUUUAAAGUCCGAACUGGAAAGUUUAGCUCAGAAGGGAAUGCUGAAUGAGUAUGUACAGCGAGCUGAACAGCCGAGGUUUGUCAGAGAACAGAGGCUGCAACCUCAAGGAGCCCGCAACCCCCCAAAUAGGCAAGGUGUGGGAUAUCAACAAACCCCACCUCCACUCCCACCACCAGCUAGAAUCAUACAUAUGAUUACGGGAGGCCUUGAAGUAGUUGUUACACCCCACAAUGAUCCUUUGGUCACUUCUGUCAUGAUUAACAACUAUGAAGUACAACGUGUCCUUGUUGACACCGGGAGUGCACCAGACAUCAUGUACUUCCACUGUUUCGAGAGUCUGGGACUAGAUCCAGCAUUGUUGCAGAAGUAUGAUGGUCCUAUCUAUGGUUUCAAUAACCAACCUGUUCUGGUAGAAGGAGUUCUUACCCUCCAUGUGGCUUUUGGGAGGGGUAGAACCUAUGUGACCCCGUCGGUCCGGUUCCUUGUAGUCAAGAUGGCGUCCUCUUUCAACAUUGUUAUUGGCCGACUCACACUGACUGAAAUCCGAGCUGUGGUUUCCCAAUCUCACCUCUGUAUGAAGUUCCCAACUCCCAUGGGAAUAGCAACACUGCGAGGAAACCAAGAGGUGGCCAGGCAUUGUUAUAUCACCUCGGUAACACAACCCUUGAAGGGCAAAGCUCAGACACCCGAAGCCAUUCCCCAGCAAAUUUCUGAUAAUCAGCAAAUUAUGGGUGUUGAGAUCGUAGAUAAUCGACCGGAAGAUGAAACCAGAGCUGCUCCGGUCGAAGAUGUUGAAGAAGUACUUAUUGAUGACAGAGAUCCGAAUAUGCCAGGAAUUCCAAAUUCAGUCUCUCAACAUAAGCUCAGCACCAAUCCAUUGAAGAAACCAGUGGCCCAGAAGCGGCGUCUCUUCGGGGGUGAGAGGCUUCAGGCUAUUAAAGAAGAGGUAACGAAGGUCCUGCAGGCUGGUUUUGUCAGGAAAGUCGAUUACUGUGAAUGGGUGGCUAACCCAGUUCUGGUGCCAAUGGCUCUAGAAGACGAAGAGAAAAUCGCGUUCUAUGCUGGAAAUGAAAUUUAUUGUUAUGUCAUGAUACCGUUUGGCUUGAAGAAUGCAUGUGCUACUUAUCAGAAAAUGGUAACCAUUGUCUUCCACGCCCAGAUUGGCAAGAACCUGGAGGUAUAUGUCGAUGACAUUGUGGUAAAGAGCCUAAAAGCAGAAGACCAUCUCGUCGACCUCGACGAAACCUUUAAUAACCUUAAAAAGAACAGGAUGCAGUUGAACCCAGCCAAAUGCAUCUUCGGAGUGGAGUCCGGAAAAUUUCUAGGUUUCAUGGUGUCUCGAAGGGGAAUUGAGGUCAAUCCAGAAAAGAUCAGAGCCAUUGCCGAGAUGGAACCGCCGAAAUCAGUGAAGGAUAUACAAAGGCUGACUGGAAGGGUGGCAGCUCUACAUCGGUUCAUAUCGAAGUCAGCAGAUAAAUGUCUGCCAUUUUUCAAAAUUAUGAGGUCAGCCGCCCAGAAAGACGAGUCAGGGAAGCAAAAGAAGUUCGAAUGGAGCCGGGAAUGCCAAGCUGCAUUUGAAGAGCUGAAGUCUUAUCUUAGCUCACCGCCUCUGUUGACUAAAGCUGUACAUGAAGGUGUCUGUGGGAGCCACGUCGGUGCUAGAACUCUGGCUCACAAAGUCUUAAGACAAGGAUACUGCUGGCCAAACAUGUACAAAGAUGCCACUUACUUUGUUCAGAAAUGCCUGAAAUGUCAAUUCUUCGCACACCUGACUCAUCAACCAACAGAAGAGCUCACGAACUUGGCAGCGUCGUGGCCAUUCGCUCAGUGGGGACUGGAUCUUUUAGGCCCAUUUGUGAAAGGGGUUGGUGGUGUAACCCAUCUGAUUGUUGGUGUGGAUUAUUUCACGAAGUGGGUUGAAGCUCGGCCUUUAUCUAGUCUUACCUCUAAGAAGGUCGAAGAUUUUGGUUUCAGUUCGAUCAUCUACAGAUAUUGGAUCCCAAAUCAGAUUGUGGCUGAUAAUGGAACUCAAUUCAAUUACUCCUCAUUUCGAGAUUUCUGCUCCAGUUAUGGGAUCAAGUUACAGUUCACCUCCGUUUACCAUCCGGAGUCCAAUGGCAUGGUGGAAUCUAUUAACAAAUGCAUUUUGGAAGGUAUAAGGCCGAGAUUGGAGCAGCAGAAGGCCAAGUGGGCAGACGAGCUCAACAACGUCCUCUGGGCAUACAGAACCACGAGCCGAACUGCCACAGGUGAAACACCCUAUCAUCUGGCCUUUGGUACCGAAGCAGUCAUUUUUGUUGAAAUAGGAGUCCCAAGCUUCCGGGUCACCCAUUUCGAUGAGGGACAAAAUGGACAACUGCUUCGGGAAAACCUUGAUCUGCUUGCUGAAGUCAGAGAAGGAGCUCGGCUUCGAACUCUUGUAUAUAAGCAGAAACUAGCCAACUUAUACAAUAAACGGGUCCGCCCUCGAACAUUCAAAGUAGGAGACCUUGUUCUCAAGAAAGUUGGCUUAACGGGGUUUGAAACUCGUUUUGGCAAACUUGCCCCAAAUUGGGAAGGUCCUUAUGCCGUGGCCGAAGUGCCACAUCCUGGUGCCUAUAUUCUCCCAGACGCUGAAGGAAAAAGAGUUCCUAGAGUCUGGAAUGUCAAUAAUUUGAAGAAAUUUUACCCCUAAUGAAAUUCUUCCAAGCAAUCUAUGUUUUACUAUUCUUUAUGCUUCUCACUCCGUGUUUGUUAAGAUUGAUUUUAUCUCUUUUUCCAUGUAUCCGAGGUCAAUCAGUACUUAAACCUCUCUUCUGAUUAAUAAAAGUUACUUCACAUG